AUGCGUGCCAUGAUGCCUGAGUUGCAAGUAGCAAACACGAGUGGUGAUCUUAUGGAUGCUGAUCCGGAUGAGGGUCCCAUUUUGUUGCUGGCCAAUGUGGAGCACAGCUGGUGGCAUAAGAUUUGGCACACCAAACCGCCACACAUCCUUGCUUGUUCACCUCCAUGCCAACCUUGGUCGGAGGCCGGACAUGGGUCGGGACUAGAAAGUGCUGACGGCCGCCUUUUGCUACAGCUAGCAUCCAUCAUGCGGGUGGUGCGGGUUAAGGUUGUGUGUCUUGAAGAGGUUGUAGGGUUUUCCAGACAUGCUGACUACCCGGCCGUUAUGCAGGCUUGGCAUGAGGCCGGAUAUCGACGGUUGUUUGAGUCGACACUUCAACUGUCAGAGGUCCUGCCGACACGCCGCCCACGGAGCAUGUUUGUGUUUGUUCAUGAAUCAGUGAGCAUGGAAGAGACGCUUAAAUUCCGGAAUUGCAUGUGGCAGCCGGUCCGCCGACCCAGCCUGGGCGGCAUGCGAGCCAUCUUCGAGCAUCUCCCGGAGCCUUUGCUUCGACCCUGCCUGCUCACCCCUGAGCUUCUUCAGGUUUACUUAGACCCAUGGUUUCUCCCACUAGGUCAGGGUACAUCUGCACUUGACGCACGCCGGUACCGGCUUUGUUCUCCAGCCCAGCAGGCCAGGUGUUUCAUGGCGUGCUAUCACCGCCAACAUGAGCUGCCAGCAGGUAUGCUGACUCGAGGAGGGAUCCUCUGCAGUCUCCUCCACGAGCGAGGUGAGUCCCGCUUCUUUGCGGCGCCUGAGAUAGCCUGUUGUCACGGAGCCCAGCGGGUUGUUCUGAUUAGUCACGACGAUCAAGUUGCGAUGCGACUGCUUGGCAAUAGCUUGGCUGUGCCGCAGGCAAUGCUUACUUUGGCCCAUGCACUGCUCCUGUUCCCUCAGGGUCACAAGGUAGAUCCGCAAUUUGCCGUCCACCAUUGCCUGCAGACUCGACUCCAUGCGGGGAAUAGUGCCUUGUUUUGCCUACCCCAGGGGUGGGCCCUGAUCGGUCACGAUGCGCUGGGAGACCUGCUUGCUGAUCGGGCUUUGCGGCGACUUCUUGAAAAAGGCAUGGCGACAGUUUCGGUUGUGUUUCAUGAGAUGCAGAUCCUCUGCUCAGAGGGCACCGAUCGGGAACCGUUUGUCGUCAGGUCGGUACACUUCUCGGCCCAUAUCAAGCCUGAGGUUCUGUUGGAGUCACUCCAGGUCAAACCCGCGGGGCCUGUGCAGUACGGUGCCCCUGCUGUUGCCGGUCACAUUCGACACCAGGUAGUUGCUGCAGAACUUGAACCAUUGCGCUUCUCCGCCCAGCCUUGUGUGCGGGCGCAGCGUGAGGGCCCCAUUCUGCUCUGCACUUCGGGAGGAUUGAUUGCUAUCAAACCGGCAGUCCCAGAUGUUUACCACCAGCUUAAGUGGGCCUUUGACAGGUGCCGCAGCAGCGAACAGCCAGCAGUUGUGUGCAUGACACCCUAUGGUGCCAAGGUGCAACAGGUUGAGGAUUUUCCGCCUAUUACCUUUGUUGCGGGUUCUGCAAACGAUAUUCACUUCCAUGAGCCCCGGCUGGACCAGGCCCACAUUGGAGCAAGUAUUGUUGCUGAAGACCUGCCUCGCCUUUAUGUUGGGGUUCCUGCCCAGUUUGCCUUCCAGUGGUGGCUGCAGCUUCCAUACCAUCUGUUGGAGUGCCUCGGGUGGGCUGCUGACUGUGAUGACCCGCCACAACAGGUUGAUAGCACAAUGUUGAUCACGUUACAGCCGGCCUCCCCCCAACCAGCAUUGUCUACAGCUGCACUCAAGCUGUAUCUUCGUGACCUGGCUUUUCAGUCCCAGCUCCUUGCGAUGGCCCAAAAUCCGAGGGAACUGUUGGUCGGCCCGCUCCAGGUGCAGAUUGAAGCCAGGUCGCUUUGUCGCGUCCUGCUGCCCGAAGCUUUGACGCCCAAUGAUGUUGAGGCUGCUUGGCGCACUGCCUGCCAUGCCCUUGGUACUUGGCCCGGCUGUAGGAUCUUCUCAGGCCCCCGCAGGCUUGAAGCGGAGGCGUCACUAGGCGAGCUGCUGUCUGCUGAAGGCUUCCAUGUCAAGUGCCAAAGCCAGCUGCCACUCCUCACUAUCAUGCCGGAAGUGAGGGGAGGGGGAGUCAAGGAUGAAAACACUGCCUUUGCCAAAAGCAAGAUGGCUACUUUGAUGCUGGAAAGAGGGGUGUCCCUAGAAGCCACACAGGCCACGGUCGAUGCAGUCCUGCCUAAGAUUGGUACAGCGGCAUGUUUGCAUGCACUCCGUCAAUCAGACACACAGGCUCAGUGGUCGCAGCUCUCCAAGGCCGCCCAGUCCAAGGGGCAGCAGCUCCCAAGCGGUGACAAUCGAAAUGAAAAAGCCGCUCAGCGAAUACAGCAAGCAGUGCGUCGCCAGCGCCUUCAUCAGCAGCGCCCGGUGCGAGCAUGUGACUUUCAGUUGCAACCCGACACGUGGUGUGGGAUGGACGGCCAAGUUGUCCCAGUCCUGGAUGAAAUCAGUGCCGAUGCUACAGGUGUGGUGCUGAUGGAUGCGUCCCAGGCCAAUGCACAAGAUAUCGCUCUCCUGAGGAAUAUGGGAUCUGAAGCCCUGUGUUUGGUGGUGCCGGGUCACCGCUGCCCGGAUUGUGAAUCCUGCUCCGGGCGCACCAGCGUCCCAGUGCUGCAUCGGCAAACUGGCCAUCAGCACCUCAUUGCUGCCUGUUACCACAAUGUUGGGGAUACUGACAUCACCCCCCACCUGCAGCAUGGUACCCGGGUUGAUGUGGAGGACACCAUUUGCUGCUCCUUCACCAUGUGUCAGGAGGACUUUGCCAAUGAACAACAGUGGCGGGACCUUGCUGCUGCCCCAGUGCGAUCCGUCAUUGAAGCUUUCCGUGCACGAGGGGUACAGGACGCACUUCACCAUCCUUGGGCCCGUGCGUACCGAGCUGGUGGCAAGACCAGCAUGCCUCACUUGUGUGAUCAGUUUGUCUUUUACGCCAAGGUGCCGCAGGGACAACUUAAGGCAAUGCUUCAGCAAAGCGGGUUCAACAAGGUGUAUGUGGUGCCUCGCACGUGGGACCGCCAGCUUCUCUCAGGAUGGUCAGUUGUGUGGCUGCCGGUCUCCCGGCAUGAUGUUGAGAAACAAGCAUUGCUGGUUCCUGAACAACAUGGACUGGUCAGAGGCAAGAAUAAGUUCGGCCUCCGAGUUCCGUCCUCAGCCUUCCGUAAGGUCUUUGUACAACUCCGACCGGGAGCGGAUGUGCCGGAUAGCCUGGAGGUUACUGAAACUUGGAAGGUUGGCCCCUUCCCUGCUGCAGCAUCUGCUGAAGCCGUCCGGGAGUGGUCUCGCCGCAUGAACUGGCCCACCAGGGUCAUAAAAAGUCUGGGUCCGCAGUUCUGGUUGUUGGGUGCUUCCUCGGCCCCCCCUGAUGCCACCAUGUUGUUCAAUACUACACCUGUGCUUGCCUCUGCUGUGAAAGGCCGCGAUGUCAGGCCUCCCAUUGUGCAAGCUGGUGGCCCUCUGCCGCGGUCCGACCCAGGCGCUGCUGUCACCAAAGCUGAGACCGACCCUUGGCUUGAGAGUGACCCGUGGAGCUCUUAUCGUGCCUCGCAAGCUGCGCCUCAGUCUCGCUCCCCGCCUGGCUUGACCGCACCGGCGCCUCUUGAUAGUGCCACUGCCGGCCGUUUGGUGCAACAGGACAGUCGAAUUUCAGAACUUGAAAAAGGGCUGCAACAGUUGCGUGAUGAACAGGUCCAGGGCCUCGGUAGUGGACUCCGACAGGAUUUCCAGGCUUGGACGACGCACGAGUCGACCAUGACUUGUGACAGCGAACAUGGCCUAGUGCCAGAUGUGCAGGCCCUAGUUGCAGUCCAGGCGGAUGUGAUAUCACUCUCUGAAACCUCUGCUGUGGCCCGUGCCCAGAAAGUUACUGCCGCUGCACUCCGCAAACAUGGUUUCAAGGCCCAUUGGGGUGACCCUGUGCAGCCCCAUUGCCGUGCCGAGUCUGACCGGCCCUCGAUGCGGGGCCUUGCUGCUGGGGUGGGGCUCUUGUCCCGCCUCCCUUCCCGCAGAUCUAGUGUGCCGCUACCGCCUGAGGCAUCUGCUACGUGUCGAUUGGCUGAAGCUUUCGUCCGGCUUGGUGCGCUGGAGAUACGUGUCCUCACCAUCUACGGUGUUCCAAUGUCUGAGCCUGACGCCAAAGACCGCACCAAUGAGCUUCUUCGACAAGCCUUUCUUCGGGCGUCCCAGAAUCCGAUUCCUUGCAUUGUGGCGGGCGACUUCAACAUGCGGCCCUUUGACUGCCCAGCUGGACAGGCUUUUCAGGCGCAAGGGUACCAGGAUGUCUUUGAUUUGUACCGUCAUCGUGCUGGUCAGGACCUCCCGCCAACCUGUAAAGGGAGUACACGUCACGACACCGCGAUACUGCAUCCUGUGCUGGCCCGCCUUUGGAGAGAAGCUUGGGUCCUCCAGCGCCAGCUGUUUGACUCACACGAACCGUUGUGUUUCAGCCUGUGCAGUUGCCACGCCCGCCCUUGUACCAGGGUCUGGCGCCUCCCUAAGCCCUGGUCCCAGCUAGGAGUUGACCGACUCACAUUUGCGGAAGCUUUUCGGAGUCGCGCCCCACAAUUGCAACGACAAGCUGCCCUUUGCCAGAACACGGAUGACGUUGAUGCUGUGUUACGGGCUUUCUCAGAGGCGGCCGAGGCUGCUGCUGAAGCUGCGUUGAGAAAACAGCACGAGCUGGACCCCGUCUCCUGCCCCAACUUCUGCUUGCCCCGCGCUUUUCGUGGGCGGUGCCAGCCACGACGGCACUUGAAACAGGAGAGUGCCUGCAGGAGCCGUCCAGAUUGGUCGGGAGGCUACAACCCGGAUGUUGAGGUCACAUCGGUGCUCGGACGCCUCAAGGUCCGACAGGUCCGUCGCCUCACUACUCUCCGCAGCGGCCUUGCCAAGUUGCAGUUGAUGGGCGCCACCACCAGACAUGACCUUCGCUCCCAACUCCAGAGGGAGUGGCGAGCUGUGCAACAUGCAAAGGGCUAUCCGCCCUUCUCCGACUGGUUGCUCAAUGUGGCUUGCUUUAGCGAAUUUUAUGUUGAGCUGCCGCCACUUGAAUGGCUGACUGAUGUCGUGGCCUAUUGCCGCUAUGAUUGUGACGCCUUGGUCCGUCAAGAGGCCCGACUCCGACGGGAUACUUUCCUCCUCCGGGUCAAUGUCGAUGCGGAGGUAGGGGGCUCCCGCCAGGGCUUUGCUGCCAUGCGGGCCCCGCCCAACCCGCCGUUCACUGAAGUGCCCUGCACUGUGGCUGCUCGCGUUCAGGCUGUACACACGACGUCCCCAUUGCAUGGAUGUCCCCGUGAGUUUGUGGUGCCUGAGCAUGCCUUGUAUGUCCACGGCAGUGCAGAGCUUGAUGGGGUGCCCUGCCAGGUGUUAGAGGCUGGUGAUAGGUACGUUCGGUUGCAAGGGACGGCGCUUCCUGAUCAGAUUCAGCUUUCGCAAUCUUACACUGCGUGUACGGCCCCAGAGCUGCACGCAGCCUUCCGGAGCUUUUGGGCACCCCUGUGGCAGCGGGACUCUGGUGCCGCCAGCAGUGACCUUUCUUCCUGGCCUGAUUUCCAGGCAGUGCUCGCGCGCUCCACUUUGUCCCCUGAUGCUGGCAUCGACAUACAGUGCUCACCGCAACAAUGGCGAGAUGCAAUUAAACGCAUGCCGGCCCGCAAGUCAACCGGGAUAUGUGGCUGGGCCCCUUCGGACCUCAAGUUGUUGUCUGAUGAGGCCCUCUCUGUGCUAAGCGCAGUCUUCACGGCUGCAGUCCGCCAUGGCCUGCCGCAGCAUAUCCUCCGUGCCCGCGUGUGUGUUCUGGCCAAAGUUCUGUGCCCGGACCACAUUAAACAAAGCAGGCCGAUCACUAUCUUCAGCACACUCUAUAGGGUCUGGGCGUCGAUUGUGACACGCUCUUUGCUUCACAGCUGGAAGGACACUUUCCCGUCCGCCGUUGCUGGAUCGAUGCCGGGAAAGUCGUGCCGAGAGGUGAGCCUCAAACAGCAGCACUUGAUUGAGCUUUCGCUUAUGGGUGCGGCCCCGCGUGUCGGCUUCUCUUUGGACAUUGUGAAGUGCUUUAACCAGCUAGGUUGGCCCCCGGUUCAGGUUUUAAUGACCCGCCUCGGUGCACCCCAACAAGUGAUUUCCUUUUGGCUGGACUGCCUGUGCAAACUUGAACGACAUUCGAGCUUUCUUGGAGACCUUUCUGCAGGAAUUCCUUGCAGCAACGGGGCCCCAGAAGGUGACCCGCUCAGUGUUGCAGCCCUUGCGGUUGUGUGCUGUUUCGCUGAGGAGGCUUGCCGUACCGACAUGGUAGCCUUUGACACCUAUGUCGAUAACUGGGGCUGGUCAAGCAACAGCAGAGCUGCGAUAGAGCUUGCAAUUCCGAAGGCCACAGGUUUUCUAUCUGCACUCUCUCUCCCUGUUGACUGGGCCAAGUCCUACACGUGGGCCACCUCUGCCCAAGGCCGUAAAUGGUGGCAAACGGCUCAUAACAGGGUCUUCCCAGAGGGCACGAAAGUGCCACUUGUUAGCGAGGUCCGGGACCUUGGUGUGUCGUUCAAGUACGAUGGCCGGCCACACGCCGCCUCCCGCUCAAGUCGGCUACAGGACGGACUGGAGCGACUCGAUCGUCUCCGGCAGCAGCCUCGCAGCCCCUGCCUCAAGGCAUCAAUGGUUCAGCGAGGCGUCUGGACGGCGUGCCUGUACGGUGCUGAGGGCCACCUGUUUUCCCAGGCUGAGAUUAGUCAACUCCGGGGGCGAGCCGCUCGAGCUAUCGUCGGCCAGCACAAGGUCCUGUCUCCGUUUCUCGCGUUGUCUGCUCUGUCUGCUCACUGUCAGGAUCCUGAGUUGUACUGCAUAGAACAACAGUUGCAGCUGCUCCGCCGAACAUGUUCUUGCGACCCAGACCUGGCUGCCUCGCUGCUGGAACUUGCUACGCAAGCACAGCCGCCCCGCUCUUACCAAGGGCCUGCGACAGCACUGCGGUUGGCGUUGGACCGCCUGGGCCUACAGAUAACCUCUGCCGGGGUGAUCAAGGGUCGUGAUAAUACAUGGGUUGAUGUCACGAGCUGCCAUAAGACUGAGAUUCGACGACUGUUGCGACGUACAUGGGCUCUUCAUGUGCAAGAGCAGGUUGCCCACCGCAAUGGGUUGGCCGCUGCCCCCCCGGUCCACACUGAAGAAACUGGACGCUUGCUACAACAGUUUAAGAUCAACGACCAGCUGGUGUUGGCUCGACAUAUCACAGGGGCUUUCUCCUCUGCUGCAGCCCGCCACAAAUGGGACCCCUCUGAGACUCCGCAGUGUGCCCUGUGUGGCCAAUUGCAAACCAAAGAGCACAAGUUCCUGCACUGCCCGGCCUUGGCUGGUGUGCGGGCUGACUUUACGGAAGUGCUGCAAGAAGUUGUUGCCACGAAAGCCUAUUGGAUACAUGCGCCGUUUGCGGCUGCUCCCCCAGACCUGGAAGUGAACAACUUGAUUUUUGCCACACGAGCGCUUCCGUGUCCAACGACUGAGAUAGGUACCUACGAGGAAAUUGGAUCACGGCCUUUUGUUCGGCUCUUCACGGAUGGCUCUUGCCGUCACCCGACUGUUCCGGAGGCCUCUCUUGCUGCGUUUGCUGUUGUGUUGGACACAAGCACAUGCGAUGAGGCUAUACCAGGUUUGCUGGCAAAGUGGCGCGAGACAGCUAUGCCACCUACUGAGUUUCGAGUUGUGUGUCAAGGAAGCGUGCCUGGUCUGCAGAGCAUCAACCGUGCUGAAGUGUGUGCGCUUAUCCAGGCCAUUAGGGUCGCACAACUGUUGUCGGCCCCCUCCGCUGAAAUCUGGACGGAUAGUGCAUUUGCCAUUAGGGAAUGGGAGAGGGCAUGCGCAGGACAGGACUGUACCUGGCCUGAUCUGGGUGCGAUGUUGGCCCGGCUUAGGCAUUUCCCGGUGCGCCUCCGGAAAGUUGCGUCCCACCAGGACCUCAACAAGCUAUGGGGCUUGGAGCAGUGGGUUGCAGCGGGAAAUGAGGCCGCUGAUGUGGCAGCGAAAGCCGCCGUCGGUCGGGAGAUGCAGUGCGUUCGAGACAUAGCAGAUGCCGCCAACGACUUCUUGAAGGACCAGCGUCGACUCCUCAAACAGUUCUGGACUUACCUGGCACGACUCUCAUUUGAGGAGGCCCGUCUCUUGCGGUCGUCUGGUACCGGGACGGAACAGACUGAAGAUGAGCUGUUCCCUCGCGGCCCGCCGAUCGACAAGUGGCUGGCUCUGAAUACAGGGCUGCACCAAACGUGGAAUGUCGGUAUCGUCCAACGGGAGUGGCUACUGGCCUGCAGCUGGCCCCCGUGGUUUACAGUGCCACUAUGGGAAUGGCUGCGCACGCUUGAGUGGGCGGUCCACAUGCCCACGGGACGGGCUCCUUGCGGAGUUGCCUACGUUGAGCUGCUGGUUGCUUUUGUGUGUACAACAGGAAUUUGUCCGCCUGCCGGACUGGAUGUCGAAAAGUCGCAUGAAGCAGUGCUCACUGACAACUUACAGAUACCGACGACAUUGCGUCAGCUGAACCACAGUCUUGUCGAGGCUGUGCGACAGUUGGAGCGAUUGUCACAUGUGGCCUUGUGGCCCCCACGGAGGGGUAAAGUUUUCUCUUUACGGGCUUUGAACUGCCGUGAACCACGCAUUGGUCUUACGCUACGGCCCUUCUUUCGGGAUCCCGACCAGGUUGCGGAGAUACUGUGCCAGGUCAUUCAGACGUCGAGUGUUGCCCCAUUACGGAAAGUUGCCUUGAGCUGCGGGAAUAGACCGUUCGCUCCGGAUGAAGCUCUACAGCGAGCUUGGAAUUGUGUUAAUGCUAGUCAACGCGCCAACAUGGGUCUGCGUCAGAACAUCAUCACGCGGAGCGUGGCAGUCAGUGCCUGGGGCCGCGGUUAUCGCUGGCAGCAGGCUCUGGGCUUGCUGCAUAGCAUCGGCCAGGAGUCCCUAGAGGCCAACGUUUUCACCUUCACUGCCACCAGCUCCGCAGCCGAAAAGGCGCAGCGGUGGCGGACUGCUGGAGAACUGCUGUGCGUGAUGGGCUGUCAAAGUGUGCAGCCCAACGUGCAGGCAUUCAGCGCCCUUUGCAGCGCCUGGGCCGAAAAUGGAUCUUGGUGCCAAGCCGCGGCGCUCGUGCAAGUGAUGCAGACAGCAGGGCCGCUGCCGAACCAAUUCACAUUCAACGGCCUAGCGCGUGCUUGCCAACGGGGCGACAGCUGGACCCAUGCGCUACGGCUUUUCACCAUGUUGGACGAGGGACGAGGACUUCAGCCAGAUCUCCUUACCUUGGAUGCGACCAUCAAGGCCUUCGAGAGUGGAGGUCAAAUGCGACUCCUCCCACAUCUUGCCGAUUCACUCCAGUUUGUGAGAACGGCAGACGGCAACCAGGAAGCUUUGGUGCUCGAGCUGCUGGGCCACGCUCUCUUGGCAUCGCAGGCGGCAGCCUUUGCCCGGCGUCGUGUGAAGCCCGCGCUGCGCCGGCUGCAAGGUUGGCUGCAGCCAAGCGAUCAAGAUGCGGUCCUCGCCGCGCAGUUCAACCUUGGAGAAUUGCACACGGCUCACGUGUUGAGGAAGACUUCCUUGUCGCUCCGAUCUGCGUCGUCAUGUGCUUGGCUGCCCAGCGCCCGUCGUGCCGCACGAGCCACUGGCAGAAGCUCCGCCUCUGAGCCCGUCGCGAAGGAACUGCCGGCAUCUAUGGCGCUAUGCUCCGGGAAACAAGCCGUGCGAUGCCGCCCCUUUGGCCACGGCGGAAGCAGGCGCUACGAAGACAUGAAGCUGCUGAUGCAAGUCUACGUAGAGCACGAUCGCCUCUGGCAUUCUGAACGACAUGCCUUGCUGUCGCUGCUGAGCCAGCUCCUGACAAGGAGAGCUCAUCUCCCCAGCGCGUGA
Molecule: messenger RNA, 9969 nt
Organism: Symbiodinium sp. CCMP2592
Lineage: Eukaryota; Dinophyceae; Suessiales; Symbiodiniaceae
Source: the annotation of a GenBank genome assembly